Messenger RNA from Dentiscutata heterogama, 417 nucleotides. The record is from the annotation of a GenBank genome assembly. NCBI's taxonomy places the organism in Eukaryota, Fungi, Glomeromycota, Glomeromycetes, Diversisporales, Gigasporaceae.
AAAUUAGAAUCACUUUCCAUAUGGAACCCAUUUUUAAACCGAUAUACUGAAGAUGAUUAUCGUAUGUUGGUUAGCUACUUUCCAAAAACGUUGAAGAAGUUUGUUAUUUCGAUGUAUAAAGAUAUUUCUUAUGGGAGCUUAAAAAUUUUGUUAAAGGAAAUGUCGGUAAAACUUGAUGUAUUGGAUUUAGGAAGUUGUAAGAAACUUGAUCACAGAAGCGUUGAAAUUAUUGGCGAAUGUGCAAAAGAGAAUUUAAGAAACAUGCCAAAAAAGAUAAUAUUUAAUCAGAAUAAUUUUGAAUUUUGGUGUCACGAAUUGGAAGAGAAAUUUUUUGAAUUACAAACUAUGGGUGUUAGGUUAUGCGAUCGUUAUGAUGAAGGAAGAAGUGAAAAUGAACUUUAUUUUACUUGUGACUAA